This is a messenger RNA of Linum trigynum, 3809 nucleotides long. Lineage: Eukaryota; Viridiplantae; Streptophyta; Magnoliopsida; Malpighiales; Linaceae. The record is from the annotation of a GenBank genome assembly.
UAUGAAUUUGAAAUAAAUUGAAAUCCAAACCAUAAAAAAGGUUGAUUGCAACCGAUAUACCAGCAAGUAGGGCUGGCUAGGUCCCGGACUGUUUGGUUUUACCCGAAACCGGACCGUAUAACCCGGACCGGGAUCGGACUGGGACCGGAUAGCAAACAAUCCAAUCUCAUAUUCGGGCUUAGAUUUGAGGUAAAAAACCCGGAUAAAGACCGGAUAAGGGACCCCCAACACCUAAAAUCAAAAUCAAAUUGAGACCGGACCGGGUCAAGACCGGACCGAAUCAAGACCGGACUGUAUCCAAUCCAAUCUUUGGUCUUUAUAUUCCAGAAAAGACCGGACUGGGACCGAAUCAAUUUGGUUUAAUUUAACCGAACCAGACCGUAUAGCCACCCCUACCGGCAACCACUAUUUGAAGUUGAAGCCAGCAAAAGUCAUAUUAGCUCACAGAUGGAUCUUUUUCCCUUUUUUUCCUGCCAAAGCCACACCAAUAAUUAGCUGUAAACACUUAUCCAUUGAGGUAUUUUGGCCCAAUGCGGUCCUCCACAAUAUUUGUUUUUAUUUUUGGCUAACUAUAAAGGAAGCUAUAUUGUCCUUUUCCUCACAAGUCAAAACAAAAUUAAUAACUAAGUUUUGAAGGUUUUAUUAUCAAGGAAAUAAAUAUCUAACAACUAAAUCACUAAUUAAGGAUAAAAUAACCAGUUCAAUAAAAUGCAUUAACUUAAGUCACUCCAUGACUCCAAGUCAAAUGUGCAAACUUUUGGAUAACAAGAAAGCAUAUUUCUUCAACCCAAAAGCAAAUAUGACUCAAUCACAUAUAAAAUCAUAAAUUUCUCAGGAAAAAAAAAACAAAUUCAUCACUCAGGUCAAUUAUUUUUGUAGUCUUUUGAUAUACACACGAGUUAUAAUAAAAUUAUUUGUAUGAACUUUAUUGUGUUUUAAUUGUUUAAAUGACACUUUUUAUCUUAUUUAAUAAUAUUAUCUAUUUUGACAUAUGGUACAAUCGAUACACAAUGCUGUAAAUUUUGCCAUUUACUUUCAUAACUCUAAAUGGAUUAGAAAAGCAAUAUAUUUCACAAUCAUGCCUUUCCAAUUUGUUACUAUUAUUAUUUCUCAUUUUGAUUUAUUCUCAUUUUGUUCUCCCAAGUUUAAACAUUUUUAUUUUCUUUUCUCUCUCAUUUCCUUAAUUAUCUCCAAGCACGCUGCCCACUCUCUAUUUUCUCUCUCUUCUUCCCCUAAAAAUUAUCAGUUUUUCUCCUCUCCCCCAACUUCUCUCUUCCCCCUUUUCCUUCCUUCCUUGUCGGAUUAAUCCAAUCGGCCGCCGCCGUCGUCGUCCGAUACAUAUUAAACUGACCACCACCAAAGAACCACCUCCGGCGAUCGGUUCCAAAUGACUGUUCAUUCCGAUUCGGGCACGCUCAAUUUCCUCGGCUGCUCGAUUGGAAACUCGGUACAAUUGCUCCUUCAAUCCUCCUUCUCUUAGAUCCCUAAUCGUAUGUUUCCCCCUCUUGAGUUGGAUCGUUCAGGUAGGUGAUUGAAUCUUAGAAACAAAAGAAAGCUUGUUUCCCUUCCCCUUCAUGGUGCCUCUAAUCGGAGCUCGAUAAACGGCCGUUGUUCCGAUUACCGCCUGAGCUGAAAAGGGAUUGGGGGAAAGAAGGCUGCUUGCUCGCUCUCUUUCUGUUUUGGAUACUAGGGUUAGGGCUGUAUCUGUGGAGGGAUGUUUAAGAAGAUCAUUAAAGGCGGGCGGAAGCCGUCCAAGUCGGACGACGGGUUCGGGAACACUGGGCACCACCGCACCGCGUCGGGAAAUGUGGUGGUUAACCACGCUUCGCGGGGUGGCACCGGGGCGGCGGUGCCCGCGCCGGCUUCUCCGGCGAUGUCGACUCCCCCGCCUAUGCAAUCCGUGGAGCCUCUCCCGCUCUUUCGGGACGUCCCCGUGUCGGAGCGGCAUAAUCUCUUCCUCCGGAAGCUCCAGGUUUGUUGCUUCCAGUUUGAUUUUGGGGACACUUUGAGAUCGGUGAGGGAGAAGGAAAUCAAGAGGCAGACGCUGUUGGAGCUCGUGGAUUUCCUUCAAUCCGGGUCGGGCAAGAUCAAUGAGGUCUGCCAGGAAGAAAUGAUUAGGAUGGUCUCUGUGAAUAUAUUUCGAAGCUUGCCUCCCAAUUCCCACGAGAGCACAGGGCAAGUGCCCGCUGAUCCUGAAGAAGAGGAACCGUAUUUGGAACCUUCCUGGCCUCAUUUGCAGCUUGUUUAUGAGCUCGUGUUGAGAUAUGUUGUCUCUUCAGAUACAGAUACCAAGGUUGCCAAAAGGUAUAUUGAUCAUUCAUUCGUAUUGAAAUUGCUGGAUUUGUUUGACACCGAGGAUCCACGAGAGAGGGAGUAUUUGAAAACCAUCCUUCAUAGGAUAUAUGGGAAGUUCAUGGUGCAUCGGCCUUUUAUUAGAAAGGCAAUAAACAAUAUCUUCUAUCGAUUUAUAUACGAGACAGAGAGACACAGUGGGAUAGGGGAGCUUCUUGAGAUCUUGGGGAGUAUCAUAAAUGGGUUUGCUCUGCCGAUGAAGGAGGAGCAUAAGUUAUUCCUUGUCAGGGCACUUAUACCACUACAUAAACCGAAGGCUAUAUCUAUAUACCACCAACAGCUUUCUUAUUGCAUUACUCAGUUUGUUGAGAAGGAUUACAAACUGGCAGAUACGGUUAUAAGGGGUUUAUUGAAGUAUUGGCCAGUGAUCAAUUGCCAGAAGGAAGUUCUUUUCCUAGGAGAACUCGAAGAAGUGCUAGAGGCAACUCAACCUGCAGAAUUUCAGCGUUGCAUGGUUCCUCUGUUCAGACAGAUUGGUCAUUGCUUGACUAGUUCACAUUUUCAGGUUGCAGAAAGAGCGCUGUUCUUGUGGAACAACGAGCACGUCGUGGGGCUAAUCGCACAGAAUCGCGGAGUGGUACUACCAAUCCUCUUCGAUGCCUUGGAGAAGAACAUCCAGACACAUUGGAAUCAGGCUGUCCACGGGUUGACAGUCAACGUCCGGAAGAUGUUCCUGGAGAUGGACACCGAGUUGUUCGAGGAAUGCCAGAGGCAGUACGAGGAGAAGGAGUCGAGGGCGAAGGAAGUGGAAGAGCAGCGGGAGAUGACGUGGAAGAGACUCGCUGACGUGGCCGGUGAGCGAGACAACAUGAUCACUGCUUGACACGCCAGCAAAGGAAAAUUCAUCUCCUCCCCAGUCUGCAACCAGUAGGGAAUGGAGGGAAGAAAUGGGCGAUUAAUGGAAGUGCUCAUCUCUACCCCCAUUUUGAUCAUGCCCUAUUCUUUUUUUGCUCCCCCUUAUUUUUGUUGAUCUUCAAAAAUCGAUUUUUAAAAGAUGUCAAAUUACAAGAAGAGCAGCAGGAGCAGUAAAAAUUGUAAUUUUUAAAAGUGUUGUUUAGUAAUAUGCUUGCUGCUACAUCCAUCCAGAAUCAUAUCUCCUGGGUGAGCUUUUGGAGUUCUUUCCCUAUUUUAUUUGGUUAGUUUUAGUUACUUAUUUUUACUUCCAGAUUUUAUUUAUUGGGGGGGUUUCUUUUUUUUGACAGACUAGUAAUUUUACUGAACUUUAACUCAGUUGUUUCCACUCAUAUAUGUAAUGUUGUUGCUCAAUUUUUCUCUGGAUCAUGAGUGAAUUUGCUUCUUUAGCUGUUGUUUGUUAAUCUUGCUGACCCACAGUUAAAAUAUGAAUUCUUAAGGGUUAGAACUUGGAACGACCCUAGUAUAGGCUGAUUUUUAUGUCAUGUGGAUGAAGCAUCGAUCAAUCACAUUGUUUACGGUGCGAUUCUACUGAGCUGAUGUAA